AUGAGUGGGAUUGGUGAAACUUCCUCUGACCCCACCUGCACAGAGUCAAGAAAGCACAAGGAAUGUCCUGAUCAACUUGGACCCAGUCCUAAAAGAAACACUGAAAAACGUAAUCGUGAACAAGAGAAUAAAUACAUAGAAGAGCUUGCAGAGCUGAUUUUUGCUAAUUUUAAUGAUAUUGACAACUUCAACUUCAAACCUGACAAAUGUGCAAUCUUGAAAGAAACUGUGAAGCAGAUUCGUCAAAUAAAAGAACAAGAAAAAGCAGCAGCAGCCAAUGAAGAUGAAGUGCAGAAAGCUGAUGUGUCAUCUACAGGACAGAGUGUCAUUGACAAGGAUGCUCUUGGACCAAUGAUGCUUGAGGCCCUUGAUGGUUUCUUCUUUGUAGUGAAUCUGGAAGGUAAUGUGGUGUUUGUAUCGGAGAAUGUGACACAGUACUUAAGGUACAACCAAGAAGAGCUGAUGAACACAAGUGUAUAUAGCAUCCUGCAUGUAGGGGACCACAAUGAAUUUGUCAGAAACCUUCUGCCAAAAUCUUUAGUGAAUGGGGGACCUUGGUCUGGUGAAGCUCCUAGGCGCAACAGCCAUACUUUUAAUUGUCGAAUGUUGGUAAAACCUGUGACUGAUUCUGAAGAAGAAGGUCAUGAUAACCAGGAAGCACAUCAGAAGUAUGAAACUAUGCAGUGCUUUGCUGUUUCUCAACCAAAGUCCAUCAAGGAAGAUGGUGAAGAUCUGCAAUCUUGCUUGAUUUGUGUGGCAAGAAGAGUUCCAAUGAAGGAAAGGCCAUUACUGCCGUCAUCAGAGACAUUUAGCACUCGUCAGGAUUUGCAAGGCAAGAUAACUUCACUGGACACUAGUACCAUGCGAGCAGCUAUGAAACCUGGCUGGGAGGAUGUAGUGAGAAGAUGCAUUCAGAGAUUCUAUGCACAGCAUGAAGGAGAUACGUCUUAUGCCAAGAGGCAUCAUCAAGAGGUGCUUAGACAGGGACUGGCAUUCAGUCCUGUCUAUCGAUUUUCUUUAUCUGAUGGCACUAUAGUUGCUGCCCAAACGAAGAGCAAACUCAUCCGUUCUCAGACUACUAGUGAACCUCAGCUUGUAAUAUCUUUGCAUAUGCUUCACAGAGAACAGAAUGUCUGUGGAAUGAACCAGGAUUUAACUGGACAAGCAAUGGGAAAGCCACUGAACCCAAUUAGCUCCAGCAGCCCUGCCCAUCAGACCAUGUGCAGUGGUAAUCCAGGUCAGGAUAUGACCAUUAGUAGCAAUAUGAAUUUUGCCAUAAAUGGCCCAAAGGAACAAAUGGCCAUGCCAGCGAGCAGGUUUGGUGGUUCAGGCGGGAUGAACCAUGUGUCAAGUAUACAAGCAUCCACUCCUCAGGGUAGUAACUAUGCACUAAAAAUGAAUAGUCCCUCUCAAAACAGCCCUGGCAUGACACCAGGUCAGCCAAACUCUAUGCUUUCCCCAAGGCAUCGUGUGAGUCCUGGAGUGGCAAGCAGUCCUCGGAUCCCACCCAGUCAGUUCUCCCCUGCAGGAAGCUUGCAUUCACCUGUUGGAGUCUGCAGCAGCACAGGAAAUAGCCAUAGUUAUACCAACAGUUCCCUCAAUGCACUUCAGGCUCUCAGUGAGGGGCAUGGAGUUGUUCUAGGUUCAUCAUUGGCUUCACCUGAUGUGAAAAUGGGAAAUUUACAGAAUUCCCCGGUAAGCAUGAAUCCUCCCCAACUGAGCAAAUUGGGAAGCCUGGACUCUAAAGAUGGCUUUGGACUUCACGGGGAGCAGUCGGAAGGUACAACUGGACAAACAGAGAGCAUCUGCCAUUCAGGAGAACAGAAGGACAAUAAUGACAGCAUACCCCAAGUUGUCAGUGGUGAGAGGCCUGAUGGGCAGAACAGACUGCAUGAUGGCAAAAGCCAGACAAAGCUCUUACAGUUGCUGACCACCAAAUCAGAUCAAAUGGAGCCUUCGGCUAUUUCUAAUACAAUGGGAGAUGUUAACAAGGACUCCGUGGGAGGCUUAUCUGGGUCUGGUUCAGCACAUGGAACCUCGCUCAAGGAGAAGCAUAAAAUUUUGCACAGGCUCUUACAGGACAGUAGUUCUCCUGUAGACUUGGCCAAGCUCACAGCAGAGGCCACGGGCAAAGAGCUGAGCCAGGAGACUAAUAGCACAGCUCCUGGUUCAGAGGUGACUGUUAAACAGGAACCAGUGAGUCCCAAGAAGAAAGAAAAUGCACUACUUCGCUACUUGCUAGAUAAAGAUGAUACUAAAGACAUAGGUUUGGCAGACAUUACUCCCAAACUGGAGCGGUCGGACAGUAAGACAGACCCUUCCAGUAGCACAAAGCAAGUAGCUAUGAAGACAGAGAAAGAAGAGAUGCGCUUUGAGCCGAAUGAACAGCCUGGCAGUGAACUAGACAACUUGGAAGAAAUUCUGGAUGAUCUGCAGAAUAGCCAGUUGUCACAACAUUUCCCAGGUGCUUCAACAGGAUCAGUUGACAAACAAGCCAUCAUCAAUGACCUCAUGCAAAUCACAGGUGAAAACAGACCUGGUACACCUGUUGGAGCCCAGAAACCCACAAUGAGGAUCUCACAGAGCACUUUUACUAAUGCAAGGCAAGCGCAGUUGGGAAGGAUGUUACCUAACCAGAAUUUGCAGCUUGAUAUCACAUUACAAAGCCCAUCAGGUGCUGGAACUUUUACACCCAUAAGAAACAACAGUCCUUAUUCAGUGAUACCUCAGCCUGGAAUGAUGGGCAGUCAAGGCAUGAUGGGAAAUCAAGGAAACCUAGGGAACAAUAGCCCAGGGAUGAUUGGUAAUAAUCCUCCUCGGCCUACUAUGCCAUCAGGAGACUGGGGAACCCAAGCUGCUGCUGUGAGGGUGACCUGCGCUGCAACAACAAGUGCCAUGAACAGGCCAAUCCAAGGAGGCAUGAUACGUAACCCAACAUCUAACCUUCCUUUGAGACCUAGUGGUCAGCCUGGUCCAAGGCAGAUGCUUCAGUCUCAGGUUAUGAAUAUGGGAGCUUCUGAACUAGAGAUGACCAUGGGAGCUCCCCAAUAUAACCAGCCACAGGCUCCUCCCAAUCAGACUGCUCCAUGGCCAGACAGCAUAUUGCCCAUUGAUCAGUCAUCUUUUAGUAAUCAGAACCGGCAACCUUUCGGGAGCUCACCAGAUGAUCUUCUGUGUCAGCAUCCUGCAUCAGAGUCUCCAAGUGAUGAAGGAGCCCUCCUCGACCAGCUUUAUAUGGCACUACGAAAUUUUGAUGGUCUUGAAGAAAUUGACAGAGCUCUUGGGAUACCAGAAUUAGUUAGCCAGCAAAGUCAAACAGUCGAUCCAGAACCAUUCUCAAGUCAGGAAUCAAGCAUCAUCUUGGAGCAAAAGGCACCUGUUUUCACACAGCAGUAUGCAUCUCAAGCCCAAAUGGCACAAGGCAACUACCCACCGAUGCAGGAUCCAAACUUCCACCCAAUGGCACAGCGACCAGGUUAUGCAGCACUGCGUAUGCAACCAAGACCUAGUCUGAGACCUGCAGGUAUCGUGCAAAACCAACCAAAUCAGCUGAGGCUACAAUUGCAGCAUAGACUUCAAGCGCAACAGAAUCGCCAGCCAUUGAUAAAUCAGAUUAGCAAUGUUUCUAAUAUGAAUCUGUCCCUGAGACCUGGCGUACCUACACAGGUGAGGGAACAGGGACCUAUCAAUUCCCAGAUGUUAGCUCAGAGGCAGCGGGAGAUACUGAGCCAGCACCUGAGGCAUAGACAGAUGCAGCAGCAAGUACAACAGCGAACUCUGAUGAUGCGUGGACAGAGUAUGAAUAUGACACCAAGUAUGGUGGCCUCUGGUGGCAUACCAGCAACAAUGAGCAAUCCACGGAUUCCCCAGGCAAACACCCAACAGUUUCCAUUUCCUCCAAACUACGGAAUAAAUCAGCAGCCAGAUCCAGGCUUUACUGGAGCUACAACUCCACAGAGUCCCCUGAUGUCACCAAGAAUGGCUCACACUCAAAGUCCAAUGAUACAACAGUCUCAGGCCAAUCCUGCCUACCAGUCCUCUACAGAGUUGAAUGGAUGGGCACAAGGGAAUAUGGGUGGAAACAGCAUGUUUUCACAACAGUCUCCACCACACUUUGGCCAGCAAGCAAACACCAGCAUGUACAAUAACAACAUGAACAUCAAUGUAUCCAUGGUGACCAACACAAGCGGCAUGAACAACAUGAACCAGAUGACAGGGCAGAUCAGCAUGACCUCAGCAGCCUCUGUGCCUACAUCAGGGUUGUCCUCCAUGGGUCCUGAGCAGGUUAAUGAUCCUGCCAUGAGAGGAGGCAAUCUUUUUCCAAACCAGCUACCUGGAAUGGAUAUGAUCAAGCAGGAGGGAGAUGCAUCACGGAAAUAUUGCUGACCUUGAAGUUUGCUGAUAUCUUCAACUGACUGGACUUCCCAGCCUGUAUUACUUACUGGUUUGAGGAGCUGCAUAUGUUUGGUUUUGCCCCAACUGUUCUGCUAGUCAGCUCUACUGGAGAAAGUAGAAUUUAGUGCUGCAAGCAGAACACCACUCUGAGUGGAAUCAAAACCGUUGUCGGUGGACGAGCAGCCUCUUCUUUGACAGUCUGAAGCUAGCGUACAGACGGUUACUCAGUCUGUUCACUGCAUUCACCUUAGUGCAACUUAGAUCUCUCCUGCAAAGUAAAUGUUGAUAGCCAGUUUUCAUAAACCAUGUCAGAUUGAAUGUAUUUAAAUGUAUGUAUUUAAGGAAAACCAACCAUGCUCUCAUUCUGUUUUGUUUUUAGUUUUAGAUCUUGAUAUCUUUCUUUGUUUUCCUUAGCUACACAGUCUGGUGCAAAGGAUUAAGCUCCAUCUAGAAAUCAGUGGUUUUAAAUUACAGUGUUCACUUUGGGAGAUACAGAGUAGACUGGAUGAUGACUGCCAGAAUAGUGGAUAACAAAAAAGAGAAUGGACAUUUAACUAAUUGGUAUGGGGAAAAAUAUGUAGUAGCUAGACAUACCAUGCUAGAAAACAAAACUGGUCAAUUUUUCAUAGGUUCAUGUUAGUAUUCAAGCUACACUACCCUAUGAGAGGGCUAUUCAUAAAGGUUUUUGUUGUUGUUUUGAAUAAAAUCAUGAGUCCUAUACAGUUUUAGUUCCCAUUUUAAUUGAAGUCAGCAUCCCGAAGAGUUAUCUAAAAUUAGCUCCCCCUGCUUUCAUUUGCCCUUUUUCUGAUUCUUUUUUUAUAGGGUGGAGAAAUGAGUAAUCCCAAUCAGAUCCCUAGAUCAGUUACCUGAGCAAUAGGUUGCAGGUAACUAGUUGCUGAAUCAUGAAUAUUCAGCCUCUAAAUAAGGUGCAUCUAUUGGUGAUGGAAGUGGCAGAAUUGAAACACAAUAUCAGACCUAAAGGCAUCUGAUUUAUAUGAAAAAAAUUCCAUGGUUCCCAUCUCCACAAAUGGGGAAAACAAUGACUUGAGCUGUGGUAGAUAUCACUACAGAGUUAAGCAUCAUGUGUUAUAAUUAUUUUGAAGCAGUGUGGACUACAAGAAAGUUUUGUAAGGUACAUGAAAACAGUUUCUAUGUAAACAAGCAAUAAUUUAAGUUGAAUACUUUAGUGUUUUAAUUGUAUAAUUUUGUGAGGUAUACAUGUUGUGGAGUUGAUUUCCAAAUGAGGUACUUCAGUAUUAAAUUAGAUAUCUUCAUAGCUGUGUGUGUCUCCUGGGAAAAAUGUUUUGUAAAGGAUCACAAUGCCUUGAUUAGACCUAAUUUGUAGGCUUUGAGACUCUUCGUUUUCUAAAUCUUUCAAUUCUGCUCAUAAGUCAUUUAUCUAACCUUAUAUUAUAUGCAGCCACUGUAGGAGCCAAUUCUUGACUUUUUUGUAUGUUUAUAUUCUUUCUUAAUAAUCUUAGAGAAACUGUUGUUCAGCAGGCCACUGAUUAAGGUGGUUUUACUCUUUCCUGCUGUGGUUUGAGUAAUAUUUUAGUAUAAACUGGCAUCAGUUUCUGAGGACUUGAUAUAUAUCAGGAAACUGAUUGUUUUCAACCUCCUGUUUCUCUCUUCUCCACAAGCCACACACUUUCGUACCUGAACUCAAAUUUUGGAUGUUAUUUAAAAUGCAAUGCAUUUUAUAUUAUCUCAGUCAUUACUCAUGUCUGUGGGAGUGGAAUGUCUAUUCCCUUGAAAACAUUUUCUGCUUGUGAUGAGGGUUGAAAUAUACAAAGAAUCUGAUUUUCAUAGAGUGCUGGAAAGAAUAUGUUAAGGAGUGUAUAGAAUGCAUUUCAAACCAUUUGUUUCCUGUUGAGUGGGUCUCCAUUUAUAUUAGGAGAAACUGCACUUCUCAGCAGUCACCACUUUUGUAGGUUAAACACAAAAGUCGCUGUUCAGAUAACUGAGCCGUCUGGUAGAAAGCAAAAGUAGAUGUCAGCCCUGAGCUCCGUUAUAUUAAUUUUUAAAAAAAAUCUAAUUAUGUAAACAUUAACCUAAAUUUUGAAAAAAUUCUCUUACCAGAUUAAACUUUGAAAAAUAUCAAUUAAUACGUCAAUGAAUACGUCACAGAUAAAUCUAUAAAUUCAUAGUUUAAAGAAGACCCAGUUUGAAGCAAAUGUGUCAUUUAUUGAUUCCUUAAAAUAGAGUAAUCAUACCUAAGGUCUCAAAAAUUUUACUGUCUAAAUGGAUUGGCUAAAGACUGUGUGGGUUUAGGUAUUCUCUGAGAAUGGUGAUCAUACUAGAGGCAAAGGAUGAUGCCAAAUCAAUUUCUUUUUUAUAAGCAGUAUUUUUUAUCCAGUAUAUAGUAAAGUUCCUAGAGACAGAACGAUGUUGUAUGUCAAACAUAGUGUCUCAUACUAGGGGUGGAAGAUGUAACUGAAUUCACAUAUAUAACAGUUGGACUAAACUGGGGUAUAAAUCAAAUAAAUAAAUAAAAAUAAACAGCAUUCAGUCAAGUUUA
Pogona vitticeps (central bearded dragon) is the source of this 6913-nucleotide messenger RNA. It is a transcript of the gene NCOA2, whose product is annotated as nuclear receptor coactivator 2. Gene Ontology annotation, cellular component: nucleus. Gene Ontology annotation, biological process: positive regulation of transcription by RNA polymerase II; cellular response to hormone stimulus. Gene Ontology annotation, molecular function: nuclear receptor binding; protein dimerization activity. Lineage: Eukaryota; Metazoa; Chordata; Lepidosauria; Squamata; Agamidae. The record is from RefSeq and is a predicted model, not a curated record.